AUGGUCUUAUCGGAGCAAUUUUCCAGAAGUGCAAGUGAGGACCUUAUUGAACAUUUGGACCAAUUCCUUGAAUUGUGCGCAAUGAUGCAAACCAAUGAAGUGAGUCAAGACUACAUUCGUAUGCACCUUUUCCGACAAUCUCUCACCAGACGAGCAAAGAAAUGGCUAAAGCAAGUAAAGCCUAACACUCUCACAACAUGGAGGGAGGUGGUAAAGGCGUUCUUGAAGCGCUUUAUCUCCGUGGAGAAGACCGCCGUAAUGAGAAGGAAAAUUGCAUCAUUUGAGCAAGAUGCCGAUGAAAGUCUUGGUGAAGCAUGGGAGAGAUUCAAAGAGUUGGUACAAGCAUGUCCCCACCAUGAGUACAAUCAAGGGUUGCUCAUGCGGGUUUUCUACGACGGAUUGGAGCCCAUGUCAAGAGCCAAUUUGGAUGCGGGGGCGGGUGGUCAAUUAAUCAAGAUCCCUCAAAAUCAAGUGGAAGCCACAAUAGAAGAGGUAUCAAAUAAUUACUUUUCGGGGGGCCGAAGAAGAAACACUCCAAAGAGAGGUGGUAUUUACGAAUUAGAGAAAGUUGAUCAAUUACAACAUCAAAUUGAUCAACUAACAAGAGGGCUUUCCAAGUUGAACACGAGUGUGAAUGCAAGUUUGAGCCCCGAACAUGUAGCGGCAUACAACACAAGGACAGAGAAAUUUAGAGGAAGCGGCGGUGGAGUAGCUUGGAGACAACCACCACCCGAGUUUGUACCUCAACCUCAACAAUGGAACCAACAAGCUCAACCAUUCUAUAAAUCCAACCCUCAAUAUCAAAAUCCACCUCCAUAUAAACCCCAAAACCCAAGAGGAAGCUAUCCAAGGAAUAACCAAUACAACAAUCAAACCCAAGCACCUCAAAGAAAUCAUCAAGAAAAAGCACCUCAAGCAGAACUAACUCAAACUCAACUCCUCCAAGACAUGCAUGCGCAAAUGCAAUGUUUUGGGCAACAAAUGCAAGAGAUAAGAGCUCACAACAAGAUGGUUGAUUCACAACUAGCUCAAUUGGUCGAGAGAACUCCUUUCAAUUCACCAUCCACUCUACCCGGACAAUCACAACCUAACCCAUCUCACAAUCCAAAGCCCGAUACAUGCAAGGCGAUCACAUUGAGGUUGGGAACUUCCUAUAAAGGGCCAAAUGAAGGGGAUAGUGAGGAAAACAAGGGAGGAGAGGAGAGUGUGAAUGAAAACAAGGGAGGUGAGAAAGAAAAAGGAAAUAUUGGUCUCUCAUGA
Molecule: messenger RNA, 1260 nt
Organism: Chenopodium quinoa (quinoa)
Lineage: Eukaryota; Viridiplantae; Streptophyta; Magnoliopsida; Caryophyllales; Amaranthaceae
Exons: 2
Coding region: 1-1260 (419 amino acids)
Source: RefSeq, a predicted model, not a curated record